UACAGCCAAGUCAGUCGAGUCGAGAGGACACGGGCGGCGCGAGCGCGCGUGUCGAGUCAAACAUAGAUGAUAACGGGUUUACCAUCGAUAAGAUAGUGUUUGUGGAUAUACUGUGCGAAAUUAGUGCAAGAUGUUGCGUGUUCUCCUAAUAGCGGUUGCGGUCGCUACAGCCCUUGCUGCGGACCUUCCGCCCAGCUGUGACAGCAAAGUGUACUGCCACAGCGACCUCCUCCACCAUGUGAUGAUGAAGCGCGUCUAUGAAGACUCCAAGACUUUCGUCGACCUCCCGAUGAAACAUGAUCCCGACACCGUCCUCGCAGCAUUCGACAAGCUUUUAAACGAAACAAACGACCCCUCCAGGGAACAGCUUAAAGCGUUCGUUGAUGAACACUUCAAUAGCGAAGGUGAACUCGAGGAGUGGUCUCCCCCGGAUUAUUCCAAGAAUCCCGCUUUCCUCACUAGAAUCCGCGACGAAAAACUCAAGACGUUUGCCAAAAAUAUCAACGAUGUCUGGCCGACUCUGGGUAGAAAAGUAAAGCCCGUGGUAUUUGAGAAACCAGACCACCACAGUCUCAUUCCGAUUUCGCACGGAUUUAUCAUACCUGGGGGGAGAUUCAAGGAGAUUUACUACUGGGACACAUAUUGGAUCAUUGAAGGUCUCCUCAUUUGUGGAAUGCGGGAUACUGCUCGGGGAAUGAUCGAGAAUCUUAUUGAGCUGUUGUUGAAGUUGGGUCACAUUCCGAACGGAAGCCGAGUAUACUACAAUGAGCGCAGUCAGCCACCUCUUCUCACAGCCAUGGUCUCUCUAUACUAUAGAGAAACGAAAGACAUAAAAUUCUUAAUGAACAAUAUUGGAUAUCUGGAGAAAGAAUUGGAAUAUUGGAGGCAGACGCAAUUCGUGACAUUUCAGAAGAACGGUCGGUCUCACACUUUGCUUAGGUAUUUUGCCCCGAGUGAAGGCCCUCGGCCAGAAUCCUACUACGAAGAUUAUGAGGCUGCCCAUAACUUAACUAGUGAUCCGGCCCGCCAGCAAGAAUUUUACACCGACAUCAAGAGCGCUGCCGAAAGCGGGUGGGACUUCUCUUCCCGUUGGUUUAUCGACGACAAAGGGGAUAAUACGGGGCGCCUCCAAAACAUCCACACGAGAGACAUUAUCCCAGUGGACUUGAACUCUAUAUAUGCCAAUGCUCUUCAGAAUGUAGCGACUUUCCAAUUGUAUCUAGGAAACCUUGUCAAGGCCGCUGAAUAUGCUUACCGCGCCAGGCAAUUAAGAAAUUCAAUCGAGCAAACUUUAUGGGACGAGCAAGAUGGUAUCUGGUACGACUACGAUAUACUUGACAAUAAGUUUAGAAAGUACUUCUAUCCUAGUAACCUGUCUCCGCUCUGGAUGGGAGCUGUCGAGAAAAGCCGAGUUAGGCAGAAAUCGGCCCGUGUUUUAAAGUAUCUGAAGUUGUCUCAUGGACUGGACUUCCCCGGAGGUAUUCCCUCUUCGUUGAUCCAAAGUGGCCAACAGUGGGACUUCCCCAACGCGUGGCCGCCUCUAGUCAGUAUCGUCGUUAACGCACUUGAGGCCUCCGGAAAUCAGCAAUCGAGGAGAACGGCCUUCCAAGUAGCUCAGACCUGGGUGCGCGCGUGUUUGCAGGGAUUCAAUGAAAAUAAGCAGAUGUUUGAGAAAUAUGACGCGGAAAAUCCAGGGAAAUUUGGGGGAGGCGGCGAGUAUAAAGUGCAGGAAGGAUUCGGAUGGUCCAACGGCGUUGUGCUAGAAUUCUUGAACAAAUAUGGCAGCAUUUUAACCGCUGACGAUUCCGCUUUCUUGGGUCUGGACCCUGCUGACGAUCGUUUCUCGGAGAUUGCCAGCGACAUAAAAAUGCUUACACUACGACUGCCGCUUUACCCAGUACUGGGUUUGCUCAACGCCUACACGCAGGCGUUCGUCCCUUCCUGCAACUCUUCCAUCUACUGCACCGGCGAAAUGCUACACCGCAUCCAGCUCGCGAGGAUUUUCCCAGACUCAAAAACUUUCGUUGACAUGAAGCUAUUGUUUUCUACGAACGAUACGUUAGCAGAUUUUGCUCAGCUGAUGCAUGACACACAUCGGAAUCCUUCGCGUGAACAGCUUACCAAGUUCGUCGGAAAGCAUUUCGAGCCAGGAAACGAACUGGAAAAUUGGAUGCCUCCUGACUUCAACCCAUCGCCGCCAAUAUUAGAUAGAAUAAUAGAUCCGAAACUUAAAGUGUUUGCUAAAAAUGUGAUUGCCAUUUGGGCAACAUUGGGACGGAAAGUAAAACCUGUUGUUCAACAGCAUCCUGACCGGUACAGCUUAAUCUCAGUUCCUAAUGGAUUCAUCGCACCUGGAGGCCGUUUUAAGGAGUUAUACUACUGGGACUCUUACUGGAUCGUACGUGGACUUCUACUCAGUGAUAUGGCAGAAACUGCCAGAGAUAUGGUAGAAAAUCUUCUGUAUUUAGUUGACAAGUUUGGGUACAUUCCAAACGGCAGUCGCAUCUAUUACUUAGGUAGAAGCCAACCACCUCUUCUUACGGCUAUGGUUGCAGAUUACUAUGCUGUUUCGGAAGAUAUCGCGUGGUUAAAGCGCCACAUCUCUACUGUUGAAAAUGAAUUACAAUACUGGUUGAAUACAAAGAAAGUGACAGUGGAAAUAAACGGGAACCAAUAUGUGCUCCUUCGGUACUAUUCUGAUGAAGAUGCCAAGGGACCGCGACCAGAGUCAUAUUACGAAGACUAUACUACUUCCCAGUUUUUACACUCAGAGGAUUUACGCCAGGAAUUUUAUAAAGAGAUGAGGAGCGCUGCUGAAAGUGGAUGGGAUUUUUCUACUCGCUGGUUUGUGACUGCGAGCUCAGAUCCUGUCGGAAACCGGACUGAUGUUCACGCCUCGCGCAUUCUUCCGGUCGACCUAAACUCUAUAUUUGCUGGGGCUCUCCAACUCGCUGGUGACUUGAGAGUCCUGCUCAACGACCGCCGUGAGGCGCAAAAGUGGUACAGCCUCGCGAAAUACUGGAGAAGGUCGAUUGAGAAUGUACUCUGGGAUACUUCCGACGGGACAUGGUACGACUACGAUUCUAUGGCAAGAGCAAGAAGAAAGCAUUUUUAUCCGAGCUGUGCUACGCCUUUGUGGGCGGGAGCGGUGGAGGAAGAAGAUGCCCCAAAAUACGCUGCGCGUUUAGUAAGGUAUUUGCAUUCAUCCGGAGGACUCGAUUUUCCUGGAGGAAUACCAUCGUCUCUUCUCCAUUCUGGCGAGCAGUGGGACUAUCCAAACGCAUGGGCUCCAAUGCAAAGCAUACUCAUAGGAGGGCUUGAGAAAAGCGGUCACGAUGAAGCUCGAAAGUUAGCGAAAGAACAAGCUAAGCUUUGGAUCCGCUCUAACUACUUAGGGUACAACAGGUACACCAAGAUGUUUGAGAAAUAUAGUGCGGUCCAGCCGGGGUACCCAGGGGAUGGUGGGGAAUAUGGGGUGCAAGAUGGUUUUGGGUGGACGAAUGGGGUAAUAUUAGAAUUAUUAGCAAAUUACAGAGACGAGUUGCUUGAUGAAAGUGCGGGAACGUCACUGCCGUACGUGCGGCAAGUGUAAAUUGGACUUUAUGAUAAUUUUAU
This is a messenger RNA of Cydia amplana, 3615 nucleotides long. RefSeq lists its product as uncharacterized. Gene Ontology annotation, molecular function: alpha,alpha-trehalase activity. Bases 131 to 3592 code for a protein of 1153 amino acids. NCBI's taxonomy places the organism in Eukaryota, Metazoa, Arthropoda, Insecta, Lepidoptera, Tortricidae. Gene Ontology annotation, biological process: trehalose catabolic process. The transcript is spliced from 3 exons. The record is from RefSeq and is a predicted model, not a curated record.